Messenger RNA from Callorhinchus milii (elephant shark), 909 nucleotides. RefSeq lists its product as uncharacterized. Lineage: Eukaryota; Metazoa; Chordata; Chondrichthyes; Chimaeriformes; Callorhinchidae. Bases 1 to 909 code for a protein of 302 amino acids. The record is from RefSeq and is a predicted model, not a curated record. The transcript has a single exon.
AUGGAUGUGUCCUAUGCCUCUGAGGGCUACAUCAAUCUGAGAAACAGUAUCAUCACGAGUUCGACUUCCCUAAUCGAACCAAGCAAACGUCCCUCUCUAAAACCAUCGGCGGCUAGACCUCCCAGACUCUAUGGUCUUCCCAAAAUCCAUAAAGAAGGCACGCCGCUACGACCCAUCGUGUCGAUGAUAAACUCUCCUACGUACAAACUAGCCCGUUUUCUAUCAGAUACUCUGCUCCCCUUCACAGGCAAGACCUCUUCGGCAGUACUCAACUCAACCCAAUUAGUCUCUAUGGUUAAGGACAUGGUACUAUCUCCUGAUGACAUCCUCGUCAGCUUUGAUGUAGUAUCUUUGUUCACCAAAGUCCCAGUACCGGACACCCUAACAAUAAUUGAGGACUUAGUCCAACAUGGAUUGAAUUCUGAUGUACCUGCGCUGGUUAGGCAUUGCCUCACCAACACCUAUUUUACCUGGAAUGGCACCUUCUACAAACAGAAUGAGGGUACCCCUAUGGGCUCCCCCUUGUCACCAGUUAUAGCCAACAUGUUCAUGGGAAAGUUUGAAUCAGACGCCAUCCAGACAUCCACCCUGCGUCCUUCCCUGUGGAAGAGGUAUGUGGAUGACACUUUCGUCAUCUGGCCACAUGGCCUCCCAGCAUUGAACCACUUCUUGGACCACAUCAAUUCUAGACACCCAUCCAUCAGAUUCACCAUGGAAGUGGAGAAAGACGGUAAACUACCAUUCUUGGAUAUUCUGUUUGAGAGGAGGCCUGACGGAUCCUUGGGACAUUCUGUCUACAGGAAAGCCACCCACACAGAUUCCUACUUGAAACCGGAUUCGCCCCACCACCCAUUUCCAAAAGAAUUCUCUCAUCAAAACGCUAUACCACAGAGCCCAUGGCAUUUCUGA